Molecule: messenger RNA, 705 nt
Organism: Glycine soja
Lineage: Eukaryota; Viridiplantae; Streptophyta; Magnoliopsida; Fabales; Fabaceae
Product: protein ULTRAPETALA 2-like
Exons: 4
Coding region: 1-705 (234 amino acids)
Cellular component (GO): cytosol; nucleus
Source: RefSeq, a predicted model, not a curated record
AUGACUGCAGGUGAUCCACCCCAGCAGAAGACAAGUCAAGGAAAUGAGAAAAAGAAAGAAGAUGAGAAUAUUACUCAAGGUGAUCCACCUAAACAGAAGAGAAGUCAAGGAAAUGAGAAAAAGACAGAAGACGACAAUAUUUCUCAAGGGCCAUCAAAACGAAGAAAGCAAUUUAGGGUUGGAGAUGAUGGUAAAAUAUUAUUUGAUGAAGAAGAGCUCAAAAUGAUCCUAGAUUUUAAGAGAGGUGAGGACUAUAUUGAGGUUCUUUGUGGCGCUACAAACAAAAAAUAUGGAGAUUAUGUUGGGAGGCUAAAAAUUAAUAACGAAGGUCAAUAUUUCAUCACUUGUGAGUGUUGCCCUGAGUGUCCCUUGGUGAAUGUCACUCUAGAAGCAUUUGAGAAACAUGCUUUAAGGGAAGGGAGCGGAAGGUGGAAGAGAAACAUCUGGAUUCAUUGUGAAGACGAAGACAAAGUUCCACUCUGGAAGACACCUCUGAUAAAGUAUUACACACACCAGGCAAAUGUGGCUAACCGGAAAGACUCUGCAAUGAGGAAACAAAACUUUCACAGGGAUGAGUUCCUACGUUGCACGAGAUGCGGGAAGGAGCGCAGGUUCCAUCUCAAGAGCAGACCAGACAUUAAGAACUACCAUGAUGCUUCAAACAACAAAUGCUGGAAUUGUUCUCUUUGGCCUUAUCAAAAGUAA